Molecule: messenger RNA, 415 nt
Organism: Pseudonaja textilis
Lineage: Eukaryota; Metazoa; Chordata; Lepidosauria; Squamata; Elapidae
Gene: SMKR1
Product: small lysine rich protein 1
Source: RefSeq, a predicted model, not a curated record
UUUGGGAGGCGGCGGGCGAGACGCGUGUCCGGCGCAGCACGUGGGGACGGGCGGGCUGCGGGUUGGCGGUCGCCCCGAGCAGAAUAAGGGAGAUAAACUUGAGUUUGGAAUCCGAUCCAGGGAUCUUGGUUUGAAAGGGGACACGAUGCUCCUCAGGUCACCUGCAUAAAAGGAUGACACCAUGGGAGGCAAGAGCAAAGGGAAGGGCUCAGGGAAAGGCAAAGGCAAGGGUGGCAAGAAAUCCAAGAAGGCCGUCAUGGAGGUGGAUAUUCUGAGCCCAGCGGCCAUGCUGAACCUCUACUACAUCGCCCACAAUGCCGCCGCCUGCCUGGAGUUCCGUGGCUUCCCGUGGCCGGGCUCUCUGAAGAAGAAAGGCAAGAAGAAGAAGUAGCAGCCCCGCGGGGGCAAGAUGGAA